Nematostella vectensis (starlet sea anemone) is the source of this 4359-nucleotide messenger RNA. RefSeq names its product transcription elongation regulator 1-like. The record is from RefSeq and is a predicted model, not a curated record. The transcript has 17 exons. Gene Ontology annotation, molecular function: transcription coregulator activity; RNA polymerase binding. Gene Ontology annotation, cellular component: nucleus. Bases 116 to 3427 code for a protein of 1103 amino acids. Lineage: Eukaryota; Metazoa; Cnidaria; Anthozoa; Actiniaria; Edwardsiidae.
AAUUGCAUCUCGCUUGCAAGGGAUCAUGGACUACAAAAUGGCUUCCCACGUUGGCCUGUUCUGUCGUUUCUGAAGCGUCUCAAAAUAUCUUGUGUUUUUGCUGUAAACAGUAACCAUGCAACCUGGAGCCCCUCCAUUGAUGGGGCAGAGAAACAAUCCUCCCAAUAUGGGAGCACAAGACAGCAUGCCACCCCUUCUACCUCCACAAGCAGGCUUUCAGCUCCCUCCAUUUGACCCAUCUGCCAUGGGUAUUCCAGGUGUUAGAGGCCAGAUGCUCCCCCCUGGAAACAUCCAGGGUCAUGUUCCACCACCACAAAUGCCUAUGGCUCCAAAUCAAAUGCCACCCCAAAAUCCACCUAUGAUUGACAGUAAUGGGGACAUUUGGCUAGAGCACAAAACAUCAGAUGGCAAAACAUACUACUACAAUGCACGUACAAGGGAAUCUGCAUGGGAGAAACCCAAAAAUCUUGUAACGCCCUCAAAGCCACCACAAGAUGGACAGCAACAACCCCCCCAGCAACUAGAAAACCAGCCUCCAACAGAACAAAAUCAACAAGGAGGUCAACCAGUGAAUCCACAACCCCAGUGCCCUGGUGCUGGAGAGGAUAAUAGGAAUAAUCAAACUUCACAGACACACCAAGAGCAGCCCCCACAACAACAGCGGCAACAAGAUCAACAGAAGCCUGAUAUGCAGCCUCCAGAACAUGCAACGCAACCGCAAUCUCUUCCUGAUCAACAACAACAACAACACCCUGGCCACCAACAGCAACAGCACCCUGGUCAAUCACUGCUUGGUCAGCAACCACAGUCAGGCCCAGGGCAGCUUGGCCAGUCACUACAGCAACAGCACCCUGGUCAACAGCAACAGAAUCCAGGACAACAGCAGUCUAAUCAGCAGCAACCACCACAACAACAGCAACAUGGUCCAGGACAAAUGCAGCCAAACCAACAGCAUCCUGGACAACAGGUGUCAAGGCAACCACAGAAUGCAGGCCCUGGGCAGAUGCAGCUUGGUCAACAGCAAGUACCGAAUCACCAGCAGUCUCAACACCCUGGUCAACAACAGCCACCAAACCAGCAGCAGCCACUUUACCCUGGGCAACAGCAGCAGCCUGGACAGCAAAAGCCAAUAAUGCCUUUGAUGCAAGCGCCUCAAGUAGGCCCCCCAGGCAACAUGUCCAUGCCAAACCACAGACCCCAGGGUUUACCACCUGGUAUGCCACCAAUGGCGCUUUCCCUUCCAGGAAUGCCACCCCCUGGUUUGCUACCACCACCUGGAAUGCCUCCAAGACUACCAAUCCCUGGUCUAGGUCUGCCUGGAAUGCCACUUCCAGGGAUGCCAGGAAUGCCGCCGAUGGGUAUGGUAAAACAAAGUGAGUGGUCUGAGCACAGGACCUCUGAUGGUCGUGUGUACUUCUACAACUCAAGGACUAUGCAGUCUACAUGGGAGAGGCCAAAGGAGAUGGACCAAUCACAGCAGCCAAUGGCUAUGCCAGGAAUGCCUCCUGGAAUGGCCGGCAUGCUGUCUGGACUCUUCCCAGGACCAAGGGGACUGCCCCACCCACCAAUGCGGAUGGCCACACCUCAGGCACAAGAAGUUGCUCAAAAGGCAGAUCAAAGCCAGCAACCAGUUGCAGCCAAAGAGGAGGAAAAAUCUUCUGGAGCAGAGGAGUCCAGAGAAGAAAGCCAGGAAGCAGAUAGGAGCAAGCCUGUUGCCAGUGAACUGGUUCCUGGCACAACUUGGUGUGUUGUUUGGACAGGGACUGGCAAAGCCUUCUUUUUCAAUCCUGCAACUCGUUUAUCUGUUUGGGAGAAACCAGAAGAACUCAAGGAUAAUGAUAAAGUGGAUGAAAUAAUUGAGAAUGGUCCACCAAGUAGAGAAGAAAAAAGCAAGUCAAGAAAGUUGUCAUCAGAUGAUGAAGAUGAGCAUCAAGCUGCUUCCAAGAGGCCAAGAAGGGAAAGCAGAGACGAGCCUCCCCAAAGUACUUCUAGUGAUGUGGAGAUGAAAGACGAGCCUUUGAGAGAGCCUCUUCCUCCUGCAAAGCACACCAAGGCUCACCGAAAGGAAGAGAAGGCUGCCAGGGACAGAAAGAUGUUGCCUUUAGAUGAAAGGAUGAAACAGUUCCGGGAGAUGAUGCUCGAACGAGGGGUGUCGGCCUUCAGUACCUGGGAAAAAGAGCUUCCCAAGAUCGUUUUUGAUCCUCGCUACCUGCUUCUGAAUCAAAAAGAACGGAAACAGUGCUUUGAGAAGUUUGUGCGCACAAGAGCUGAUGAAGAGAGACAAGAAAGGAAAAACAAGAUGAAAGAGAAGAAGGAUUCCUUCAAAGCCAUGCUACAAGAGAUGAAAGUUACAGUCAAGACAUCAUUUAGUGAGUUUGCAAUGAAGCACGGCAAAGAAGAGAGAUUCAAGCAAAUUGAGAAAAUGAAGGAGAGAGAAGCUAUCUUCCUUGAAUACAUAUCUGAGCUCAAGAAGAAAGAGAAGGAGACAUCGAAGAUCAAGAACACCAAGCUUCACGAUGACUUCUUUGAGCUUUUGGAGGAGCAGAACCUUGAGGCUGGAGCCAAUUGGCGAAAGGUCAAGUCAAAGAUAGAGGAUGACCCUCGGUAUAAGGCUGUGGAAAGUGUGUCCACAAAGGAGGAUUACUUUAUGCAGUUUAUGGAGGAGCUAGAAAAGAAGGAGAAUAGUGACAAAGAGAAGCAAAAAGCAAAAAUGGAGCGUAUGGAAGCAAGUAUGCGAAAACGAGAAAGCGAAGUCAGGGAGCAACAAGCCGAAUUUGCUAAGGCUCGGGAAAAGGAGAAGGAAUUUCACCUCAGAGAUAAAGCAGUCCAACAUUUCAGUGCUCUGCUCACAGAUAUGGUGCGCAACUCUGAUGUGACUUGGAAAGAAACAAAGCGGACACUACGCAAGGAUCACCGUUGGUCUAUGGUGGAGCCACUACCUAAAGAGGAGAGGGAGAAAAUUUUCAAUGACCACAUCAGCCAGUUACAUGAACGCAAAAGAGAACAGUUUAGAAAACUAUUGGAUGAAACAACAGAGUUAACCCUUACGUCCUCAUGGAGAAGUAUCAAGAAAAUUAUCAGAGAUGAUCCACGAUACUCAAAGUUCUCAUCACAUGACAGAAAACGCGAAGCAGAAUUUACUGAUUAUCUACAAGACAAGCAAUCCAGUGCAAAAGUGGAUUUCAGGCAGCUUCUCAAGGAAACCCAUCUUAUAACAUAUAAGUCAAAGCAAAAUAUUGAAAAUCACAGGAAGCAUCUCAAGGACAUAGAGCAGGUUUUAGAAAAUGAUAGAAGAUACCUUAUUUUAGAGUGCAUGCCCGAGGAGCGAGAAAGGCUGCUAAUGGGUUACAUUGAUGAGCUCCAUCGACGAGGCCCACCCCCCCCACCUACUGCAACACUUCCAAAUACCUGGAGCAAAACACAUUAGCUAAAAUAGCAUGCUUGGAGUUGAUCUCACCUUUGUAAAUAAUGCCACAUUUUAGAAUAAGGCUGCUUUUUUAUUUCUUUUUGAUGAUUCCUGAAUCUAUAGGUUAUCAAAGAUAGAAUACAGUACCUUGUUUAAUACACCCUUAAAAUUUCAAAAAAAAUCUUUCCUUUUAAAGGGGUUUAAUGUGGGGAUUUUUUUUUAAUGCUUACACAAAUACUGUCAUUACCUGAAUGAAGCAAAAUAAAAUGGCCUAUUCCAUAGAAAGAGUUACCUACAGAUGCAAAUGUUUACCUUAAUUAGUCAUUGAGGAUUAAAACGUUUGCUGUCUGUAUGCCAAACUAAGAUUUUCUAAGUACGGUUAGUGCCUCUAUCUGCUGAUCAAACUUGUGUGACAUGUUUUCAUAGGUGACAGAUCCUAUCAAAAUGCUAGAAUAAUUUCAGUAGUGAAUCAAAUUCCCUUUAUGCACUGUGUGAAAUGUAAUCCAUAGUCUCAACGAAAAUGUCAUAGUUUUGUUACUUGUUCCAAAUAAUGCAUGGGAGGUUAUAUUUCUCAAAAUGAUGUUUGAAUUAAAAAUGAUGCUAAAAACAACUGUUACACAAGUUGGAUAAACAGGCCAAGCUAAAUGGCAUAUAAAAAGAGGAUAACUGAAGAUGAUAGCAUUUUUCACAGAGGUUUUAAGAAAUCCUAAAGUAUCAGGCAACAUUUACUGGAUGUUGGCAUAAAUUACAAAACAACAACAAAAUUAACAAUUAUCAAAAGGUUGAUGUCUCUAAAGUAUUGUAGUUCUCAUUGUAGUAAAUGCCCCUACCUGGUCAUCUCAUUUUUAUUUUUCCUUGGUUUUUUUCUUAUUAUUACAGAAUGGAAUUUCACAUUUGUAUUACUGUGCUCCUAGACUAAAAUUAUGCCCAAUAAAUGUUUUUUACUGAGGUAA